AUGGUUAGUGAAGUUAUUGUUCUAGGGCAUAAAAUCUCAGAAAAAGGGAUUGAAGUAGACAAAGCCAAGAUAGAGGCAACUGAAAAGCUACCGCCUCCAAAUUUAGUGAAGGAAGUUGAAGAAGGAAUUGACCAAUGGUUAGGAAAUAUCUCUAAGAGACAUGAGAUUCCAUUGAACAAUAUCCUUGAAGUGGAGAUUUUUUAUGUUUGGGGUUUGGAUUUCAUGGGAACUUUUCCAUCUUCUUAUUCUAACCAAUACAUUUUAGUAGCAAUGGAUUAUGUCUCUAAAUGGGUAGCGGCCGCUGCUUUUCCCAGCAAUGAUGCCAAGAAUGUGAUGAACUUCAUUAAAAAAUACAUCUUCACACGUCAUGGUACUCUUAGAGCAAUAAUCACGAACGAAGGUAAGCAUUUUUGUAAUAAGUACCUAGAUUCUCUUCUUUCAAAAUAUGGUGUUACUCAUCAUGUAGUUAUCCCAUACCAUCCACAAAUAAGUGGACAAGUAGAGGUAACAAAUAGGGAGAUCAAGAAAAUAUACCAUCCACAAAAUAGUGGUCAAGUGGAAAUUUCAAAUCGAGAACUUAAGUGGAUUUUAGAGAAAACUGUUAAUGCAUCUCAUAAAGAUUGGUCACUUAAAUUAGAUGAUGCACUUUGGGCAUAUCGAACGGCAUUUAAAACACCAAUUGGGAUGUCUCCAUACCAUUUGAUUUAG
Molecule: messenger RNA, 708 nt
Organism: Jatropha curcas
Lineage: Eukaryota; Viridiplantae; Streptophyta; Magnoliopsida; Malpighiales; Euphorbiaceae
Source: RefSeq, a predicted model, not a curated record